AUGAUCCUUCUCAGUCCCAGGUUUUCAUUGCUGUGGCUUCUUUACGGCUUGGCACAGGGGGAGGUAGUACCUUCUUUUUUGCAAACCUGUGGUCAGUUCUUUGCUAAUCCUGGAGGAGGCAGAACAUCCCCAACGGUCAUUGCUGGACCUAGUUAUGAACAGAUUUGUCAAGUACGGCAGAAUGUGUAUGAAUUUGCCUCGCUCUAUGACACUGCAAAUAAGAUCCCUGUGUACUCUGCAUAUGAAUUUGUUGGCCAUGCGACAUGCGGCAGGAAGAGCACAUGGUUCAUUGAACCUCAGCUUGAUAACCCCACCCUUCCUAAAGAUAUGAGCACUGAGGGCUCAGUCCCACCACAAGUCAGAGGGAAUAACCAAGCCUUAAACACAGACUACGAUGGGAGUGGAUAUGAUAGAGGCCAUCUCUGUCCAGUCUACCAUAGAGAUACACAGAGCUGUGCUGAUUCCACUUUCACUCUUACUAAUGCUGCUCCACAAGACCCUUCUUUCAAUAGGGGCCAGUGGAAAAAGCUGGAGAAAAGAGUAGCUACGUUUUUGAUCCAAAAUUGCCUUCCAAACACAGCCUUUAUAGUCACAGGGGUGGUGCCAAGCAGAGGGGCCACAGCCAAGUUUAUCAAUAACAGGGUGAAUGUGCCCAGUCACUUCUGGAGUGCGUACUGCUGUCUUGACAACAACCUCAGGCCCCUUUGGUCUCAAGGCUACUUGGGUGUAAACAGCAAUAAAAUACCAGCAAAAGGGUUCCACCUGUGGGCUCUCGUCAACCACAACCAUCUUGAACUGGUCUCAGCCACCAUGGCUAACUCCCCAGUGGCUUUCUUCAGUUGUCUGGGUUCCAAACCCAUCUUCUGUAAGAAAUGGCACACUGAUGUUGCUGGGAAACCACAGCGGCCGACUUCGAUGUGA
This is a messenger RNA of Chanos chanos (milkfish), 921 nucleotides long. Its product is annotated as endonuclease domain-containing 1 protein-like. Gene Ontology annotation, molecular function: hydrolase activity; nucleic acid binding; metal ion binding. Lineage: Eukaryota; Metazoa; Chordata; Actinopteri; Gonorynchiformes; Chanidae. The transcript has 3 exons. Bases 1 to 921 code for a protein of 306 amino acids. The record is from RefSeq and is a predicted model, not a curated record.